CAUUUCCUCCCUUACACCCCCCCAAACACCGAUUUACGCGAGUCGCGUCCCCUUGGAUUUCGAAUCGCCGGAUUCUUCUGGUUCUUGAGAAACCCCUAUAAACAAGAAGAAGAAGAGGAAGAUUUGGAGGUUGAGGAACGAAUCCACGACUGUUUUCGAGUUUAUUUUUUUGGUGGGAUGAUUGUGAGUCACAAGAUGAUUACAGAGACGGAGUUUAUGCGUUUUCAGGUAACCGAAUCGAUUUCUGCGUAUAUCUCCCGUUUCGAAUCGGUUGUUACUUCCUCGGAGACAAUUGAAGAUGCUGUCCUCGAGACAUCUGCUGUCAAAUUUGUCCCAAGAAUUCGUUCUGGCAGCUAUGCUGAUAUUGGUCGGAGGAGGUCCAUGGAAGAUGAACACAUUAGAGUUGACGAUUUAUCUGGCCAUCUGGGCUCUCUCCUGAGAUGUGCUAUGCCAAGUGCUUUCUAUGCAGUUUUUGAUGGUCAUAAUGGUCCUGAUGCAGCAACUUAUAUCAAGAGGAAUGCUAUGAGAUUAUUUGUUAAAGAUGCUGAAUUGCCACAAAUAGCUGAUAUUGAUGCUGAUUUCUUGAAAAAGUUGGAGAGUUCUCAUAAGAAAGCGUUUUUACUCGCUGACGAUGCCUUGGCUGCUGAAAGCAGUGUCAGCCACUCAUGUGGAACAACGGUACUGACUGCCUUGGUACUUGGAAGGCAUCUGAUGGUUGCAAAUGCUGGUGAUUGCAGAGCUGUUCUGUGCAGAAAAGGAUCUGCUGUUGACAUGACCCAGGAUCAUAAACCUACAUACUUACCAGAAUGCAUAAGGGUUGAGAAGUUAGGUGGCACCAUUGAUGAUGGUUAUCUGAAUGGGUAUCUCUCAGUCACACGAGCUCUUGGAGACUGGGAAUUGAAACUCCCUCUUGGCAAAGAAUCACCUCUAAUUGCAGAACCCGAUGUUAACCAGGUCAUGUUGACAGAGGAUGAUGAAUUUCUAAUCAUUGGUUGUGAUGGGAUCUGGGAUGUAAUUUCAAGCCAGUCAGCAGUGAGCCUUGUACGCCGUGGUCUAAGGCGGCAUGAUGACCCACAAGAAUGUGCCAGAGAACUAGUCAUGGAAGCAUCCCGCCUGGAUUCAACUGAUAAUCUUACUGCAAUUGUUAUAUGCUUCUCUUCUCCCAGUCGUACUGAGUUGUGUCCUCCCCAGCGGCAAAGAUUCAGGUGCUGGAAUCCCUCUGAUGGGGCCAGGAGUAGGUUGAACAGCUUGUUAGAAGGCAAUUGAAUGUACAGACGACUUCUUCCUCAUUUAAUUACUAUUAUUUCCCAGUAAGAACACAUUUUUGUCUGGUUUUUGGAUGUUUCAGAUAUGUAGUUGGGAAAAGUCAGCCAACAGUUUUGUAGUUCCCAGCUGUUUUUAUAAUUCUAGGAGAGGGCUUAGGCUUCAGGUUAUGUACGGAGUGUCUUUUUAGGAUCACAGUGGCUUGUGUAACUAAUUUUUUAGAUUAUCCAUUGUGGUUCAUUGAAAAAGCAAUUAGCAAUCAACAUUUGCUGUUUAAGUUUUGCCCCUUCUGCUGUACAAGUGUCACUUGCGUUUUUGAGUUUUUACUUGCAUUUAUGUUUAAACCACUUCUGGGAUUUGAUUUGUGAAGCUCUAUUCAAUGGAUGACAGGUUUUUCCCUUUUACCCUGCAAUGAAAAUUUCGGCAAGGGCCUAGGCUAGGCUAAGUUUCAUCCUUUCAGGCUUCAGCUACCCACAGAGGCAAAAGAACCAUUAUCACAUCACCUUAGCAGAAAGCUCAUGCUCCUCGCCCCAUACACAUUCUCCUUGGUCAUGGUAGGGGGUGUGAGGCCACCAUUUUCCAGGGGAAAUCGGCAUUAUCCUCUGCCUCUGACCUCACGUUUUCUGAUUUUGCUCACAUCAGAAAUCUCCAUCAAAGUUCUUUUACUUGAUAAGAAAUGGCACAAGGAAAA
Molecule: messenger RNA, 1954 nt
Organism: Rubroshorea leprosula
Lineage: Eukaryota; Viridiplantae; Streptophyta; Magnoliopsida; Malvales; Dipterocarpaceae
Source: the annotation of a GenBank genome assembly